GACAACAAAUCAAAUCUCCAAAAUUUGGAGGAAGAAGAGAGCAGUGAUGCGCGUUUGUUAAAAGGAAAAGAAAAAGAUGAAAUAGAAGGACUGCGACACAGUACACGUGGGAGGCAAAAAUAAGAAAUAAGAUAGGCAUAACAGAUAGAGAUGAAGAAGGGAAGCGUCAUAAACCUUACCUGGUAGCGUUGCAACGAGAGAAGAAGGAAAGGCUCUCGUAUUGUUACCAACUCUGUUGCAACGCUAUCAUAUCGAACAAACAGAUCUGUUUUCGCAACGCACCACGCCACAGGCAAUGCCAUGCUGUAGUUGUGUGAGAUUCAGAAUUAUUUAUUAAUUAUUUGUGUGAGACGAACAUGAAACUGUAAUAAUUUUAUCGAGUUGGUGCUUCAAUAAGCACACAUACACGCUCAGAGAGAGACAGAGAGAGGUAAAGAGAAAUGGCAUAUCAGCGGCGGCGCCAACACUAUUAUCAACGGUUUCGUGUAGUGAUCCCGGUGUUUUCUGCCGUCGCCGCCGCACUACUCUUUCUCUUCGCUCUCCUCUCGUUUUUAGCUCCCUCUCCCGUCGAAACCGAUCGUAUGCACUUGAAACGACAACACACUACGAUUAGCUUUCAUGAGGAUGUGGCGAUUGAACAUCCGGCGUUCCGCGUUCCGGUUAGGGCUUUUCAUUUGCUGGCUUCUGCGAUGAGAGACGGAGGAAAGUUGGGACGCGAUAUCUGGACUUCUCGAAAUUCAGAGCACUUCUACGGCUGUAGCAAUUCCAGCAACAAGUUUCAAAAAGCUCAAGUGAUUACACUUCCGAAUCGAUAUUUGUUGAUUGCGACAAGUGGAGGCUUGAAUCAGCAAAGAACGGGGAUUACAGAUGCUGUUGUUGUUGCACGAAUUUUGAAUGCUACGCUUGUUGUUCCAAAAUUGGAUCAACGAUCUUUCUGGAAAGAUUCUAGUAACUUCUCAGAGAUCUUUGAUGUUGAUUGGUUUAUAUCACAUCUUUCCAAAGAUGUCAAGAUUAUAAAGCAACUUCCCAGUAAGGGUAGGAAACCAUUAUCUGCAUACAAUAUGCGGGUUCCAAGGAAGUGUAAUGAAAGAUGUUAUAUAACUCGCAUAUUACCUGUAAUCAUGAAAAAGCAUGCUGUCCAGCUUAGCAAAUUUGACUACAGGCUUGCAAACAGGUUGGAUACAGAAUAUCAGAAGUUGAGAUGUAGAGUUAACUACCAUGCUUUAAAAUUUACCAGCCCAAUACUUGGAAUGGGGGAAAAAUUGGUCCAUUGGAUGAGGAUGAGAAGUAAACAUUAUAUUGCACUGCACCUAAGAUUUGAACCUGAUAUGCUGGCAUUUUCUGGAUGUGAUUAUGGUGGAGGAGAGAAGGAGCAGAAAGAACUAGGCGCAAUAAGGCGGAGGUGGAAGACAUUACAUAGAAGCAAUCCUGAUAGGGCAAGGAGGCAGGGAAGAUGCCCAUUAACCCCAGAAGAAGUUGGUCUCAUGCUAAGAGCAUUGGGAUAUGGUUCUGAUGUUCAUAUUUACGUUGCAUCAGGGGAAGUAUAUGGAGGGGAAAGAACACUGGCGCCUCUCAAGGAAUUGUUUCCUAAUUACCAUUCAAAAGAGACCAUUGCUACCAAGGAAGAAUUACAAUCAUUUUCUUCAUUUUCUUCUCGCAUGGCUGCUCUUGACUUCAUUGUCUGUGAUGAAAGUGAUGUAUUUGUAACCAAUAAUAAUGGAAAUAUGGCAAAAAUUUUAGCUGGACGAAGGAGAUACUUUGGGCAUAAACCAACCAUUCGUCCAAAUGCUAAAAAACUCUACCGAUUGUUCUUGAAUAGAAGAAACAUGACUUGGGAUGUUUUUGCGUCCAGUGUCCGUAAUUUCCAGAGAGGCUUCAUGGGGGAGCCAAAGGAGGUUAGACCAGGUAGAGGCGGAUUUCAUGAGAAUCCAUCGACCUGCAUAUGUGAAGAUUCCACAGCCAAAGUUGAGAAACAUUCAGGACCUCGAAAACAUGGAAAGGAUAAUACAACGAAUAGAAAUGCAUCAAAUGAUGAACCGGAUGUUGACAAUGAGGCUGAAUGGCCAGAAAUGGAUGAUGAUGAUGAUGAUCAGAAUGAUCUAGCAGAUAAGGGUACAUUCAAUGAAACAUUUUCGGACUAUGAUGCUAUGAACUUCGAGGAUCCUGAUUUAGAGGAAAUUAUAUCAGAUUAGUGAUGGUGCCUUGUCCAGUGCUGAUGUACCUGUUGACUUAUUAUGGUUGUUUGUCCUCAUCACGUUCCCUUGCGCAGUUGCUGCUCAAUUUGACAGCUGCUGAUAAAGCCCAAAAAAGGAAACAGAAAAGGCGCUCCUUUCUCAAUACUGGCGAACUAUAGUAAAAAGAAAUCCAAAAAAAUUAAUCAUACGAUCAUCUUCUGCAUUUCUAAGGACAUAAUGACCUCAGUUUGAUGGUAUUGUUUUGGACUUAUACUUGAAUCUGUGAAGAGGGGAUCAGAAGCGAGCAAUGGAAGUAGAUUUAGAGGACAGUCGUUCGACAUAUAGAAGCUGCACACAAAAUUGAAUCGAGUUUGCUAGGAAGUAGGAAAAUUUGUAUAUCUGUACUUACUGGUUUGUCUUCCUGUCUUCCAUUAACGUAUAAUGAGGUCAACAUAAUUUUUAGAAGCAA
This is a messenger RNA of Vigna angularis (adzuki bean), 2643 nucleotides long. RefSeq names its product O-fucosyltransferase 16. Bases 441 to 2192 code for a protein of 583 amino acids. The transcript is spliced from 10 exons. Lineage: Eukaryota; Viridiplantae; Streptophyta; Magnoliopsida; Fabales; Fabaceae. The record is from RefSeq and is a predicted model, not a curated record.